AUACGGCACUCUUUUCAUCAUCAUCAUCAACAUGGCUGCGCCCAUGUCGAAAGGAGGCGUGGAGGUGAAAUUCGUGGGAGAUGAGGACGUUCUUCAGCAUGUGGUGGACAAAAGACCGACGUUAAGAUCAAAUUCUCGGUCUGCAAGAAGUGCAUCAACGCAAAGGACAGUGGGAGUUCUACAUCUGACCAAUCAGGAACAGGACAGCUCUGAGGAGGAAGAUGAACAGGAAGAGUCCAUUCAGCACCCAACAGCACUGGUUGACCAGAAAGGUGUGGCAGGCAGUGAGGUCUACUCUUUCAAGACUCCCAAAAGGACAGGCCAGAUGACCAGAUUAGCUGAAGACUCAGUGAAGAAUCAGACGCCCAAACCAACAAGUGGUAAAACACCUGUUAGGAGAUCCACUAGAAAACCUACAAAAAGAACAAAAGCAUCUUACAGGGCCAGUAGUUCAGAUGAAAGUGAGAGUGAUGACAGUGGAGAAAGUGAGAGCAGUGCAGGGGAGGAGCCAGAGCCUGUCAAACCAAGGAAACCUGCAGUACCGCCCACUGUCACCAGGAGGAGGAGGGGAGGGGGGCAGGAGGAAGUCCUGCCAGAGAUGGUGGAGGAGUAUUUCCACGCCCACGGCGGUGCCAGGCCAGGUCCCACGUCUGACCGGACCCUGUCCAAGCUGCAGAUCCCCCGCAUGGACCAGGCCAGGCUGCAGUCAGUCCUGCAGUACGCACCUGCAGCACACAUCCAGCACCUGCAGCAGCUGUAUCAGCAGCACAGGACUCACUUCCACAAGUGGAUGUUACAGCUCAGUAAUGGUUUCAACUUGCUGCUGUACGGACUUGGGUCCAAGAGAGUCCUGAUUGACCAGUUCAGAACUACCGUACUAAGGGAUACAGUACAGAUGGUGGUGAAUGGGUACUUUCCAAGUAUAACUGUCAAACAUAUUUUGAAUUCCAUAACAGAAGAAGUACUAGAGCACACUGGGAGCUUCAGAAGUGUCCAGGACCAACUAACCUUCAUCAAGGACACUUUUGAAGAAACUGGAGAGGAGUUAUUCCUGUUUAUCCACAACAUUGACGGCCCCAUGCUGCGAGGGGAGAAGGUCCAGUCUGUUCUGUGUCAGCUGGCUCAGGUGGGCGGGGUCCGUAUCAUAGCAACCAUCGACCACAUCAACGCUCCGCUAAUCUGGGACCAGAACAAGGCCAGCAGGUUUAACUGGCUGUGGUAUGACGUGACCUCGUAUGAACCCUACGUGGAGGAGACGUCCUAUGAGAACUCCCUCAUGGUGCAACAGUCAGGCGUGCUCGCUCUCAGCUCUCUUGUACAUGUGCUCAGGAGUCUUACACCGAACGCAAGAGGAAUUUUUCACCUGUUGGCAGAGUAUCAGCUGGAACACAAAGAUGACUCCAGUUACAUCGGUAUGUCCUUCCAUGACUUGUACCAACGUUGUCGAGAGAAGUUUUUGGUCCACUCCCACCUGACUCUACGGGCACAGCUGACAGAGUUUAAGGACCACAAGCUCAUCAGGACCAAGAAGGGUUCAGAUGGAGUGGAGAACUUGUUAAUUCCCCUUGAUGGAGCAAUGUUAGCUGAAUACAUGGAGAAUCCCAUGUCAUAGUCAAGGCAAGAAUGGAGAAAUGAUGAAGAAUGAAUUUAUACAAUUCAUUCAGAAUUUGUUUAUUUUCUGGAAA
Messenger RNA from Branchiostoma belcheri (Belcher's lancelet), 1685 nucleotides. RefSeq names its product origin recognition complex subunit 2-like. Gene Ontology annotation, molecular function: DNA replication origin binding. The transcript has 13 exons. The record is from RefSeq and is a predicted model, not a curated record. Bases 32 to 1612 code for a protein of 526 amino acids. Lineage: Eukaryota; Metazoa; Chordata; Leptocardii; Amphioxiformes; Branchiostomatidae. Gene Ontology annotation, cellular component: nucleus; nuclear origin of replication recognition complex. Gene Ontology annotation, biological process: DNA replication.